AGCCAAACCAGCUAGGGCAGGAGCAGGAUUUUUAUAGUCCACAGAUGAGAGAAGAACAGCAUAGUUGUCAAGAGGCACAAAAUGCCUUGGCAAAAGAAGAUUCUAGAAGCCAUGUGUAAGAAGGUGACAUACUAGUACUGAAAAAGGCAGAACGGUCCUCCACGUGUGCCAGCCAAUCAGCGGGACCCCCGCCUCCCCCGGCCUGCCACUGCCACUCCAGGGCAAGGUUGUAGCAUCUGUGUCGGAAAUCACGGGACGUCUUCCUGCUGGCUCAGCUGGGAGGCCCAGGAGUAUUUUGCAAAAGCUGUUUAUCUGAAUUCUGAAAGGACAGUGAAGGCUGCCACUCUCUGAAGCUCUCUGCCCCAAGUCACAACUAGGCUUCCAGAUGAAUCCCAAGUCAGAGCAGGCCCUCUGCCACGUGGCCGUGGCCAGCUGCCUCUGCGUGGCCACCGUCUACAUGGGCGUUUUUGAAAGCGUCUUUGUGGAAGUGGGCUAUGAGCACUAUGCAGAAGCCCCGGUAGCCGGCCUCCCCGCCUUCCUAGCCAUGCCCUUCAACUCGCUCAUUAACGUGGCCUACGUGCUCCUGGGAGUGCACUGGCUACGGAGAAAUGUCAGUGCCCUGGGGCACCCCAGUGAGGUGCAGCGGGCUCGUUACCUGAAGGAUGUCUUCGCGGGCAUGGCUAUGAUCUACGGCCCCGUGCAGUGGCUGCGGAUUGGGCUGCAGACGCACCCGGCUGCUGUGCUGGACCAGUGGUUCACCUUGCCCAUCUUUGCAUGGCCUGUGGCGUGGUGCCUCUACCUAGACAGGGGCUGGGAGCCCGGCCUGCUCCUCGCCAUCGAGUGCCUCUCGCUGUCCAGUUAUGGCCUUGCCCUGCUGCAUCCCCGUGGGUUUGAGGUCGCCCUGGGUGUGCACAUUGCUGCCGCCAUGAGCCAGGCCCUGCGUGUCCACAGGCGCCACGGCAGCAGGUGCUCAGGGGUGUACUUGGUUCUGGGAGUGCUCUCCUGCCUGGGCUUUGUGGUCCUCAAGCUGUGUGACCAUCAGCUGGCCCGGUGGCAUCUCUUCCAGCGGCUCACAGGCCAUUUCUGGUCCAAAGUCUGUGAUGUGCUUCAGUUCCACUUUGCAUUCUUAUUUCUGACCAAUUUAAACACUUGCCAGCAACUCCCUCCUGAGGGGAAGAUGCAGUAAAGUGUGGAAAGAGGCUACGGACAGCCGCUGGCCCCAAUGUCAGAAUGGAUGAUCAGAUGACAUUUUGUCCUCAGUAUUAAAUUUCCUGGGCGUGAUAAGAUAUGAUUAUUACAUGGGAGAAUGUCCUUUCCUUCGAAGUUAUGGGCUUCAAUAUUUAGGCGUGAAAUGUUAUUCCCUAUUGCACUAUCCUUGUAACUGCUCUGUAAUUUGAAAUUGUUCAAAAUAAAAUGUUGGGCACCCAGCCAGUGUGGC
Messenger RNA from Myotis brandtii (Brandt's bat), 1438 nucleotides. It is a transcript of the gene TMEM187, whose product is annotated as transmembrane protein 187. The record is from RefSeq and is a predicted model, not a curated record. Bases 386 to 1186 code for a protein of 266 amino acids. The transcript is spliced from 2 exons. Lineage: Eukaryota; Metazoa; Chordata; Mammalia; Chiroptera; Vespertilionidae. Gene Ontology annotation, cellular component: transport vesicle.